Molecule: messenger RNA, 1545 nt
Organism: Conger conger (European conger)
Lineage: Eukaryota; Metazoa; Chordata; Actinopteri; Anguilliformes; Congridae
Gene: gskip
Product: gsk3b interacting protein
Exons: 3
Coding region: 130-534 (134 amino acids)
Biological process (GO): regulation of canonical Wnt signaling pathway
Cellular component (GO): cytoplasm
Molecular function (GO): kinase regulator activity; protein kinase A binding
Source: RefSeq, a predicted model, not a curated record
UGUCGCACCAUUACAGUAGUUGAUUAAAACGAAUAUGGAAUAUAUUUCUGCCUAUAAAUAAUAGGACAACAGCAACGGAUCAUUUUUUGAUCACGAAAUGGAAAUGUAUCUUGCUCGCUAUCCUAUUAGAUGAUGGAAGUAGACUGCAACCAAGGUGAAUCAACAAUAGCCCCGUUUGAAGAAGACUGUGUCGAACUCGGAGACGUGAAGGAUAUGAGAUUGGAAGCUGAAGCCGUGGUGAAUGACGUCCUCUUUGCAGUGGCUGAAAUGUUCGUUUCCCAGAAGUUGGCCAACGCCUUGGACGUGGCAUACAUAAACGUGGAGACGAGAGAGGGAAACCGCUAUUGCUUAGAGCUUACUGAAGCGGGGCUGAGGGUGGUCGGCUACGCCUUUGACCAAGUGGACGACAGUUUGAGCACACAGUAUCAUGAGACUGUUUACUCCCUACUUGACUCUCUCAGUCCCGGCUACAGAGAGGCCUUUGGGAAUGCCCUGCUGCAGCGACUGGAGAGGUUGAAACAAAACGGACAGUAGCUGAUAUGACGCACAAAUAGAAAAAAACAAUUAGUGAAGCCAUGGUUGUUGUUGCAUUUUCCAUUUGUAAUUCAAGAAGCAUUUUCUGAAGCUUAUAAAAUUAUGACUUUAUCCCUGUUUUGCGUUAAGUAGUUUCACAAGGUCCUCCUCACCCAAAUAUUUUUGUAAAUGUAUUUAUAAUGUAUUGUAGUGUUAGCCUACAUUACAAUAAGUAUGUUUAUUUCUUCUGAAAUUUAAAGCUAUUGCAACAAAAAAGCAUGGCUUAAUAUGUAUAAAAAAUAGACAUUUACUGAAGACAACCUCAUUAACAACAACCCUUCUUUACUUAUUGUCUGCUGAUUUUAGAUUGCACUAAAUACUUGUUCUAUGUUUUAAAUGGUCUUGUGCCCUCUGCUUAAGUGCUUAGCAUUUAUCUAGAUCACCUAGAUAAACCAUAAUGCUGUUUAGCAUCAAUCGGCCAAAGAGAGAGGGCAGGAAGAGCUUUGUAAAGUUAAAAUGUCAAAUGUCCCCUAAAUAUAUACUGAUAUGGUUUUACAACUGCCUUAAAUAUUGACCUUGAUCAUAUUAACUUUACUAUGUUCAUAUAAACAUAUCUGUUCCUUCAAUGUGUUUGCUUCCAUUUACAUGAAACGCAUGCGUUUCAUUUCUACCAUGCCCAUACUAAACUUUUUGAACAUGCUUUAUUCCAAAAACAGAUGGGCGUAUUAUUUUAUUAAUCUGGUAAAGCUGGAUGUAAAAGGGAAAGCUGGUGAAAUGACAUGUGGUGUUUCAAGGAGUGCUGUAGCCUGUUUUGGCAAUUGGCCGCUUCCAUACAAAACCUGAUUUUCCAUUUCUCAAGUUGAGGCAAAUGUCAUAUUGUAUCUGAAAUCAUUUUAAUAUUAAUAUUAAGUAGUCGUCUUUUAUCAUUUGAUUUUCCUACCAGGCAUCCUUUAUACCUGAGCCUGCAUCAUAUGCUGGAAAAUGGAAGAUUGCUUGGUAACAUUAAAUCUAUUUGCAUGUACCAUUAUACAA